Trametes versicolor FP-101664 SS1 is the source of this 2628-nucleotide messenger RNA. Its product is annotated as ATP dependent DNA helicase. The coding region runs from base 17 to 2407 and encodes 796 amino acids. Gene Ontology annotation, molecular function: single-stranded DNA helicase activity; ATP hydrolysis activity; single-stranded DNA binding. The record is from RefSeq and is a predicted model, not a curated record. Gene Ontology annotation, biological process: mitotic DNA replication initiation; double-strand break repair via break-induced replication; DNA replication. The transcript has 5 exons. Gene Ontology annotation, cellular component: MCM complex; nucleus. NCBI's taxonomy places the organism in Eukaryota, Fungi, Basidiomycota, Agaricomycetes, Polyporales, Polyporaceae.
CGAUGACAUUGCUCGCAUGCUCAGACAGGAUCAACGGCGCCUCAUCAUCAACCUCGACGACCUACGCGACUACCGACGCGACUUCGCGGACGGGCUUCUCAAGCAACCGGUGGACUACCUCCCGGCACUCGAAGACGCGCUCUCCAAGGUCGUGGAGCGGGUGCACGAUCGCGAAAAGCACGAGAUCGAGGGCAAGACCUACCGCGUCGGCUUCAGCGGCUCGUUCGGCGACCACCAUGUCAGCCCACGCCACCUCCGCGCGACGCACCUCAGCAAGAUGAUCUCGCUCGAAGGCAUUGUCACACGCUGUUCGCUUGUGCGCCCGAAGAUGCUCAAGUCGGUACACUAUUGCCCGGACACGGGCAUGUUUCACGCCCGCGAGUACCGCGACGCCACGACCUCUACCUCUAACCUCCCUCCGACGUCCUCGGUUACGCCCCAGACGGACGAUGAGGGCCACCCGCUGCAGAUGGAGUACGGGUACUGUGAGUUCCGGGACAACCAGCGGAUAAGCAUCCAGGAGAUGCCGGAGCGGGCGCCCGCCGGACAGCUUCCUCGGAGCACCGAUGUCAUUCUGGACGGGGACCUCGUGGACAAGUGCAAGCCGGGCGACCGUAUCCAGCUUGUGGGCGUGUAUCGCAGCGUCGGCGGCGGUGCUAACGGUGCAUUCAAGUCACUAAUUCUGGCCAAUAACAUCAACUUGUUGUCGUCCAAAGUUGGAGGUGGCAUUGCUCAAACCCCGCUCACGGACUUCGACAUCCGGUCGAUCAACCAGCUCUCGAAACGUUCUGAUAUUUUCCGGCUCCUCUCACAGUCUCUCGCGCCGUCCAUCUACGGGCACGACAAGAUCAAAGAGGCAAUUCUAUUGCUCCUUUUGGGAGGUGCCGAGAAGAAUUUGCCGAACGGAACGCACAUUCGUGGCGACAUCAACAUCCUCAUGGUCGGCGACCCUUCCACCGCGAAGUCGCAAAUGCUCCGCUUCGUGCUCGGCACUGCGCCGCUCGCCAUCGCCACCACGGGUCGCGGAAGUUCCGGUGUCGGUCUCACGGCCGCUGUCACCAGCGACAAGGACACGGGCGAGCGGAGACUGGAAGCCGGCGCGAUGGUCCUCGCCGAUCGGGGCGUGGUCUGCAUCGACGAGUUCGACAAGAUGUCGGACAUCGACCGAGUCGCGAUCCACGAAGUCAUGGAACAGCAGACGGUCACCAUCGCCAAAGCGGGCAUCCACACCACCCUGAACGCACGCUGCAGCGUCGUCGCCGCGGCUAAUCCGAUCUACGGCCAGUACGAUGUGCACAAAGACCCGCACAAGAACAUCGCGCUGCCCGACUCGCUGCUGUCGCGUUUCGAUCUGCUGUUCGUCGUCACCGAUGACGUGGACGAGAACCGCGACCGCGCCAUCGCAGACCAUGUGCUGCGCAUGCAUCGAUACCUCCCGCCGGGCGUCGAGGAAGGCACGCCCGUCGUGGACAGCCUCUCGCAGCAGUUGUCCGUCGACGGUCCGAACGUCGCAGGCGAGGACGCAGAUGAGGGUGAGCCGAGCCCAUUCGAGAAGUACGACCCUCUGCUGCAUGUGGGCAUCGGCGGCCCCAGCAGCAGCACGCGCAGGGGCAAGCAGAAGAAGCACGAGGUACUGAGCAUCGCGUUUGUGAAGAAGUACAUCCAGUACGCGAAGAGCAAACCUGCGCCGAUCCUGACCAAGGGCGCCGCGGACCAUAUCGUGAAUGUGUACGCGACGCUGCGGAAUGAGGACCUUGACGGUACACGGAAGAAGCGGACUUCCCCGCUCACUGCGCGUACGCUGGAGACGCUCAUCCGUCUCGCCACCGCGCAUGCCAAGUCGCGCCUCUCGACCAAGGUACAGCGGCAGGAUGCGAAGAUCGCAGAGGAGAUCCUGCGCUUCGCGCUCUUCAAGGAGGUGCUCCGUCGGACUCGCCGCAAGAAGCGCAAGCUGAACAAUGGUGCGGUGGACGCCGUCGACGAGGAUGAAGAGGACGGCGAGGAGGGUGAGAGUGACGAGGAAAGCGAUGAGGAAGAGGCUCCGAAACGGAUGGAGACACCUAAGCCCAAGGCGAAGGCAGUGGAGAAGCCCUCGCCGGGAGCCCAGUGGGACGGCGACAACGACGUGCAAAUGGAGGACGAAGCGAAUGCCGCUAUGAACGCUGCUGCCGACGAGCGGGGUAUCCGGCCAGAGCGGCUGAAGUUGUUCAAGACGAGGCUCGCGAGUCUAUUCUCGACGAAGCUCGUGGACGAGGACCAGAUGUACCUGCACACGCUCGUGGAGAUGAUCAACGAGGGCCUCCCGACAAACGAGCUCUUCGGCACAGCGGAGGCGACCGCGGCGUGCACCAUCAUGACGGACGCGAACGAAGUCAUGCUGAGCGACGGGAUCGUGUACAAAAUCUAGUCUUACUGCGACGGCUCUCGACUGGUGUCUUCGGGGUGGCGCAUCGCGUGUCGCCCCACGGUUCGCAUAUAUCCUGCUGUGUCUGCUAUCGGCUUGCUGUUGUUUUGUGUAUUGUUGGGUCAUGUGUAGUACAAGACGCGUUCGUGUAUGUUGUUCGGUUCAUAAUUCUGGACGCUAUGUAUGUAUUUGCGGUGAAGGUCAAUUCGGUAUCGAAACAUCGG